AUGAAAGCGUUAAGAUCGUCAGUAACAGAAAUAAUACAGAAAAAAUUAAGAGAUUCUAAAAGUAUAGCAUGUACAUCUGACUGUUGGUCAUCAUUAUCUCAACACAGCUAUAUUACAGUUACUACUCAUAUAAUUGAUGAUCAAUGGUGCCCGAAGUCGUAUACACUUUCAACACAUGAAAUGGAGGAAUCUCAUACUGCUGUAAAUCUUGCUCAUCAAUUAGAAGAUACGUUUGAUAAAUGGGAAAUUGGUGGGAAAAUUAUGACAGUUGUCACAGAUAAUGCGAGAAAUGCAAUAAAUGCUGUACAGUUAUUGACAAAUAUCUCUGAAACAUAUGAUGUAACGUGCGCUGCUCAUAGCAUUCAACUCGCGGUCAACAAUGGAUUAGGACGAGAUGAAAUCACUACACUAAUUCAGUUAAGUAGUAAAAUGGUUGGUCAUUUUAAACAUUCCAAUAUAGCUAAGCAUGCUUUAACAAAAAUGCAAGAGCAGCUCGGAUUAACACAACAAAGUCUAAUCCAAAGUUGUAAAACAAGAUGGAAUUCAGUAUAUAUGAUGUUGGAUCGUCUUUAUGCUAAUAGGUGUGCUGUGACAAACGUCUUAGCAGAUCGUAAUACAACAAAAUAUGUUUCAAUAGCAAAAAAGUUGGAAAUUACGGAAAGUGACUGGACAAAAAUGGAAACUUUGGUUAUCUUGUUAAAACCAUUGCAAAUUGUCACAACCGUGUUUUGUGCCGAAACACAUUCUUCUGUAUCAAUGGUUAGACCACUUCUUUCAAAAGUGAUUGAAAAACACUUACAACUAAAUAAAGAUGAUAAUGAAGUCGUUAUAAAUUUCAAACAGACAGUAGUGUCGCAACUGAAAGAACGUUUUAAGCUUAACAAUUUAGAAAACAUAGUAUCUACAAGACAAGUCUCUUCAUUUUUUGACCCAAGGUAUAAAGAAUUGGAACAUGAAGAAAUAGAUGUAAGGGAAAAUAUUCGUUCCAAAGUAAAAAAUUUACUGGUUGAAAUGAAUACUCCAGAUAACAGAGAGGAAACUAACGUUUGUGUUCAAAAAAAUAAGGGUGCACUUGAAUUUUUAUAUGGCGAUGAAGUUCAUGACAUCAAUGAUGCUUCGACACAAUAUCAUUCUUACUUAACAGAACCACAACUGAUAUACGAUUUUGAUCCAUUUGGAUGGUGGAAGUCACAUGAAAAAAAAUAUCCUUUAAUAGCCGAGUUAGCAAAGAAAUAUUUGUCGAUACCAGCAACAUCUGUAAGUUCGGAACGAUGUUUUUCAACUGCCGGGAAUGUCGUUACGUCCAAAAGGAACUGUUUAGCACCAGAAAAUGUUAAUAUGUUAGUAUUUUUGUAUCAAAAUCGUAACUUACGACGCCCGGCCAGCGUACGACGGAUUUGA
Macrosiphum euphorbiae (potato aphid) is the source of this 1401-nucleotide messenger RNA. The record is from the annotation of a GenBank genome assembly. NCBI's taxonomy places the organism in Eukaryota, Metazoa, Arthropoda, Insecta, Hemiptera, Aphididae.